AUGGCUGAUCAAGAAACUACUGGUUUAAGUGCUGCUGAAUUAAAAAAGAAACGAACAUUUCGUAAAUUUACAUAUCGUGGUGUUGAUCUUGAUCAAUUAUUAGAUAUGAAUAAUGAACAAUUAAUGCCAUUAUUACAUUGUCGUGCACGACGACGUUUAUCACGUGGUCUUAAAC
Molecule: messenger RNA, 175 nt
Organism: Rotaria sp. Silwood1
Lineage: Eukaryota; Metazoa; Rotifera; Eurotatoria; Philodinida; Philodinidae
Source: the annotation of a GenBank genome assembly